UCGUCGCUCUUCCAUCUUGCCUUAAACUCAAAAAGACCUUUAAUCAUUAGCCGUUUCUGGAAGGAAAAUUCAAGAAACACGAUUCAGUAACGCUACGUUUGGUGGCAGCACCAUUUACCAUGGCAAAGGACUUUGAAAAAAAAACCCUGAAAAACCGAUGAGGAUCUAGCCUUAUGGGAAAAUUCUAGUACGUGAACAUACCAUCCCCUCUUCUACCAUGCUUGGAUGGAGCUUUUAUUGCGCCAUUUCUAGAAAUAGAUCCCGCUGUGCUGCAGACGAAAAGAACAGCUCACGCUAUCAGACAUGUUGACGUUCCAAAGUUAUUUUCAUCAAGAGUCUGUCUGGUAUUGAGCCUUCUCGUUGUGUUUGCUACGCUUCGCUGCUGCGUGCUGGUUGUGUAACUGAGUCACUUGACUCUUUCGUUUAAUUUUUUUUUCACGUUUAGGCUACUCUUUCAGAAACAACCGAUCAAUCGAGGUUCACAAUUCCUUUUACAGACGAUUGGAACUGCUGAGACUUUUUCUACAUGUGUCACUGUCAUCUGUCUGGAGACCUUGAAAUACUUUGACUAGAAACUGUUUUUUAAUACGGUUAAAAUAUCCAAUGAAAUGUCGAACAGUGACAUAAGUAGACAAACGUUCGAAAUGCUCGCUCUUGGGCGACAUUUCGAUUUGGGUACCGUUUACGAUGCAAUCAAGGAUGAAACUAUUCCCGGCUAUACUUUCUGGAAUGGAAGUGAUCUGAAAAACGUCCAGUCCACCAGGAACGACUACACAGAUUUUUCGAUUAUUGCAUCAGACAAACUCACCGACAAAUUCCAAGAACUGAAAGUCAACGGGUCACUACAAGUCAGCAUCUUAAGUGGCAUGAUUAAGCUCAGCGGAUCGGCAAAUUAUCUCGACAAGACGAAAAGUACCAGUCGCCAAUCGAGUGUUCAUGUGAAGUUGAAGUGUCGCACCGCAGCCAAGAAAUUACUAAUGGAACAUUUGGAUGAGAGUAAUUUGCGUUACCCACAGAUUCAAAGAAGCGGUAGAAUCGGCUCCGCAACUCACAUCGUUACACAAAUCCAGUACGGUGCUGAAGCUACGUUCACGUUCACCAAAAAACUAAGCGAAACAGAAAACGAACAAGAAGUCAACGGAAAGCUGAAAUUAGAUGUCGAUAAAUUUACCAAAUUUCUUAAAGGGAACGCAAAUGUUGGAGGUAGUUGGGCCGACACAAAUCGAGAGAACGAGGAUAGCAUCGAAUGUCAUUUUCAAGGCGAUUUCGAACUGCCCAGUAACGUGGAUCGUCCAACAACGUACAAUGAAGCCAUCGAGUUCGCCAAAAAGUUCUUAAAAUUUUCAUCCGAUUGGAUGGCAAAAGACGAUGCGGAUGUAAGCAAGUCGCUUGGCGUGCCCAUUAAAGUUUGGCUCUACCCGUUGGUGUUGAUGCAAGAUGCCCAAGGAGCUCCGGCUCUUCGAUACGAAAUUAGCGUUACGCUGGCGUCUCAAUGCGUCCUGAUUAUGGAUAACUACGGCGAAGUGGAAGGUACACUUGUUCUGAUGCUUGAAGACCCUUUAGUAAAAAAGUUAAAUCCACUUCAAAAGAAGCUCCAACUGUUCCAGCGAUGCCUAACAUCUUUCAUUGCCGAACUGAAAAUAAAAUUGAAAGAAAUGGUCGUCGGCAUUCGCAGCGGCAAAAUCAAAGUAGAAGAUUUCAGUCAGCUGAUGAGUCGAAUCAGCAAUGAACAAUUCACGUUUAAUUCCAAUCGCCUCGAGCAAUGGCUGGAUCAAAAACACAAGGAACUUUGUAUUAUCCGAAGAUUUCAAGAUGAAGCUAAAAAUAAAUUAGGAAAUCAGCAGAGCAAAGUUCAUUUCUUCCCUUCUGCGAAAACACUGCUAACGCAAAUGACCAAAUUUCCAGUUGAUUUUGGUUUCGAAAUUUCACUCUCCUCCUUGGCUCACUCAGAACUUUUUUUGGAUCAACUCAAUCAGACGCUCGGGACGAAUUUUUUAAAUGAAAUUUCAUUACGGAAGAAUACUGUAAACUUAGAUCUUUGGUGUGAAAAUAAUUCCGUCAUUGAACGGAUCCAGAAGGAGAUAGUCAUCUUUGCCGAAGUAGUCAAUGCCAAAUUUUACGACGAGAAAUUCGCUUUUGCCAUGACGGCACUUGACGAAUACCACGAAACUUGCGCAAAUGAAUUUUCGAUCAUUGUUCACCACAAACCGAAAAGGGUUUUGGGGUGGGAUGCAGUUUUGAAUGUUUGUCAACAUUAUCCAAAAGAAAAAAUGAUAGACAUCAUACGCCUGUUAGUUGAAGAAAAAAUCCCAGAAGUAUGGGAUCCGUUUCCCCUUUUUGUUUUAUGUCAACAUUACCACAAAGAAAAUUUGAUCGACAUUGUCCCAUUGUUAAUUGAGAAAAAUAUCGACGUCAACUGCAAGGACAUUAACGGAAAUAAUGCCCUCCUUUUGUUGUGUCGAAAUUACGACAAAGAAAAUUUGAUCGACAUUGUCCGAUUGUUAAUUGAGAAAAAUAUCGACGUCAACUGCAAAAAAAACGACGGAUGGAGUGCCCUCCAUUUCGUGUGUUGGCAUUAUAAGAACGAAAAUUUGAUUGACAUUGUCCGGUUAUUAAUUGAGAAGAAUAUCGACGUCAACUGCAAACUAAACGACGGAUGGAAUGCCCUCCUUUUGGUGUGUCGAAAUUACGACAAAGAAAAUUUGAUCGACAUUGUCCGAUUGUUAAUUGAGAAAAAUAUCGACGUCAACUGCAAAAAAAACGACGGAUGGAGUGCCCUCCAUUUCGUGUGUUGGCAUUAUAAGAACGAAAAUUUGAUUGACAUUGUCCGGUUAUUAAUUGAGAAGAAUAUCGACGUCAACUGCAAACUAAACGACGGAUGGAAUGCCCUCCUUUUGGUGUGUCGAAAUUACGACAAAGAAAAUUUGAUCGACAUUGUCCGAUUGUUAAUUGAGAAAAAUAUCGACGUCAACUGCAAAAAAAACGACGGAUGGAGUGCCCUCCAUUUCGUGUGUUGGCAUUAUAAGAACGAAAAUUUGAUUGACAUUGUCCGAUCGUUAAUUGAGAAAAAUAUCGACGUCAACUGCAAACAAAACGACGGGUGGAAUGCCCUCCUUAUCUUGUGUCGACAUUACGACAAAGGAAAUUUGAUCGACAUUGUCCGAUUGUUAAUUGAGAAAAAUAUCGACGUCAACUGCAAAACCAACAACGGAUGGAAUGCUCUUCAUUUCGUGUGUUACUAUGCGCCUAAAAAACUUUUGGUUGACCUCGUUUCGAUAUUAAUUCAGCACAAAGUCGACAAAAAAGUAAAGACGACUGAUGGUUCAAUUGGGACUGCACGUUCCUUACUUUUAGAGCGUUUUAAAGAAGACGAGGUCGCAGAUGUUCUUCAAAUGUUGGAUUCAUAGGCGCAUUUUUUCUUUGAAUGCAUUUCCUUGGAGUGUUUGCCAACAGGAUGACGAUGAUUCGCUGCUUUUACUACAUUCAGAAAUAAUUUUCUUAGUUCUUUUUUCAAUGAAAUGCAAGCUUCUGAAAAAUUGGUAAAAUGUGUUCAAAAAGAUUUACUCUAACCCAAAACAUGAUUUGAAAUUUACGCCAUUUAACUUAUGCUUAAAAUGGAAUUUCACCUAAAUAUCA
Molecule: messenger RNA, 3636 nt
Organism: Daphnia pulex (common water flea)
Lineage: Eukaryota; Metazoa; Arthropoda; Branchiopoda; Diplostraca; Daphniidae
Exons: 5
Coding region: 609-3407 (932 amino acids)
Molecular function (GO): protein binding
Source: RefSeq, a predicted model, not a curated record